UUGAAUUUCGUAGUUCACCAAACGGUAACACACAGAGCCGAGAUCCAACGCCACACAACUGAACAGAAGAGAAAACCUCUCUCUCUUUCUCUCUCUCAUGGCUCCUCACUUCGUCUUCCCUCGCACUCUCGAAGACCUAGAACAAGAUUCACCGGAAGACAAUUCCCUCACAGUCCAAAACCCCACCAACAUCGCUUCCCUCUCUUCUUCCCAACUCGAAGAAUUCGUAAAAGGUGUUUCGUUCGACCUCUCAGACAGAGAAAUCCUCUGCGUCGAAGACCAAGACGUUUUCGACCGUCUUUACUCUCUCCUUCGCGGUUACGCUUCUUUACCUAACUUAUCUAAACUCAAUCUCGUUGAAACUCUCCGCUCCAAUCUCGCCGUUCUUCUCCCCAAUGUUGAUUCUCUUUCAAGGGCUUCCAACGACCACGAUGACCAUAUUCUUGUUAUUGACCGCGUUGCUUCCCAUCGCAACGCUUUUAAAAUUUACACUUACUUCCUUAUCAACAUUGUUCUCGCUGAAGAUUCCAACCAUGCCCCCAAGGUGGUGGCAGCUAGUGCCAGGAAGAAACAACCCGUACAUUCAUGGAAUUGGGAGCCGCAGAGAGCUCGGAUUCUCACUCUGAUUGCCAGCUCAUUGGAGAUAAACCUUGAAUUACUUUUUGGUUCAUCUGAUCCUGACGAAGGUUACUUGUCUUUCAUCACAAAAAAUGCAUUCUCCAUGUUUGAAAAUGUGGUGAUUUUAAAAGAUUCCAACUCGAAAGAUGCCCUCUGUCGCAUAAUCGGAGCCUGCUCCACUAAGUACCAUUACACGACACAGUCUAGUGUAUCCAUCAUGCACCUUAUUCACAAAUAUGAUUUUGUUGUCGUCCAUAUGGCGGAUGCGGUCGCUGGUGCCCAAAAGAAGUAUUUAGAUGGAAGCCUUGCAACUUCUAUUGUUAGAGAAAUUGGAAGGACUAACCCAAAAGAUUAUGUUAAGGACACUGUUGGUGCUGAAAAUGUGGGGCGUUUUCUUGUGGAGUUAGCAGACCGUAUUCCCAAAUUGAUAUCAACUAACAUUGGCAUUCUUGUUCCUCACUUUGGUGGUGAGUCUUAUAAGAUCAGAAACGCUCUUGUUGCUGUGUUGGGGAAGCUAAUAUCAAAAGCGUUUAAGGAUAUUGAUGGUGAAGCGAGUACGAAGAACAUUCGGCUGCGUACUAAGCAAGCUAUGUUGGAAAUUUUGCUUGAGAGAUGUAGGGAUGUUUCAGCUUAUACCAGGAGUCGUGUGCUUCAGGUGUGGGGGGAGUUAUGUGAGGAACACUCAGUUUCAAUUGGUUUAUGGAUUGAGGUUGCAGAAGUUGCUGCUGGGAGAUUGGAGGACAAGAGUGCAAUAGUCAGAAAGUCUGCUUUGAAUCUGUUAAUCAUGAUGUUGCAGCAUAAUCCUUUUGGCCCACAGCUCCGAGUAGCUUCAUUUGAGGCAACGUUGGAUCAGUAUAAGAAGAAGUUGAAAGAGCUUGAGCCUUCAGAAGGUUCUGAUAAUGAAAACUCUAAUGUGGAUGGUGAAGUAGAUGAUUUGAAUUUUGAAGCUGUUGAGAAGGAACGGCAAGAGAGUGUGACUGAUACAUUUAUGUCACAGGAAGAAGAUGCAGUCCCUAUGCAGAAUGGUAGUGAUAGUAGUGUGCCUGAUGUUGGGAACUUGGAGCAGACUAGGGCCUUGGUUGCAUCGCUUGAGGCUGGAUUGAGAUUCUCUAAAUGUAUAGAGGCCACAAUGCCAACACUUGUCCAGUUGAUGGCGUCAUCUUCUGCUACUGAUGUUGAAAAUACAAUUCUCUUGUUGAUGAGGUGUAAGCAAUUUCAAAUUGAUGGCUCAGAAGAAUGUCUCCGAAAGAUGUUGCCCCUGGCAUUUUCUCAGGAUAAAUCCAUCUUUGAAGCAGUGGAGAAUGCUUUCAGUACAAUAUACAUAAGGAAAAGCCCAACGGAAACUGCCCAGAAUCUCUUGAGCCUUGCAACUGGUUCCAAUAUAGGAGAUCUGGCAGCUCUUGAGUUUAUAGUUGGCACCCUGGUCUCUAAGGGAGAUAUAUCUUCCAGCACAAUAUCAGCACUAUGGGAUUUCUUUUGUUUCAAUGUUGGUGGAACCACUGCAGAGCAAAGCCGUGGUGCUUUAUCUGUCCUUUGCAUGGUCGAAAAGACAUCAACUGGGGUACUUGGCUCACAUUUACAAGACAUCAUUGAUAUUGGGUUUGGCCGUUGGUCUAAAGUUGAUCCUUUGCUAGCAAGGACAGCCUGUCUUGCUAUUGAGAGGCUUUCUGAAGAUGACAAGACAAAGUUGUUGGCAAAUAAUAGUGUUCGAAUAUUUGGCAUUCUCGAUAGUUUAAUUACUGGCUAUUCGCUUCCAGCAAAUAUUUGGUAUGCUGCUGCUGACAAAGCAAUAACUGCCAUAUAUGCUGUUCACCCUACUCCAGAAACCAUAGCAUCUGACAUGAUAAAUAAAUCUCUCAGUUCUGUUUUUAAGGAUUGUGGUGGUAGUGAUAUUGACACUAAUAGCAGCAUUCCAAUCACAGUUCAUGAGGCAAAGCUGUGUAGAUGUUUAUUUGUCAUAAGUCAUAUUGCCAUGAAUCAUUUGGUCUAUAUUGAAUCAUGUGGCCGUAAAAUUCAGAAGCAGAAACUUGCAAAAGAGAAAAAAAACAUUGAGAGUCAGAGUACCGACAGUAAUGGCACAGCGUCAGUUGGUGGUACACAAAAGGAUAAUGAUAUAAAUGCCGAGUUAGGAUUUGCAGCCUCUGAGGAUGCUGCACUUGAUGCAAUGUUUGAAAAAGCAGAAAAGGAAAUUGUUUCUGGUGGUUCAAAUGAAAAGAAUUUGGUUGGUAUUUGUGCAACCUUUUUGUCAAAGCUUUGUAGAAAUUUUGGACUACUGCAAAAGUAUCCAGAAUUACAGGCUCCUGCAAUGCUUGCUUUGUGUCGUUUGAUGGCCAUUGAUGCAGAAUUUUGUGAUGCAAAUCUUCAGCUUCUCUUCACAGUUGUGGAAAAUGCACAGUCAGAAAUUGUCCGUUCUAAUUGCACUAUUGCACUAGGAGACUUAGCAGUAAGGUUUCCCAAUCUUUUAGAACCAUGGACAGAAAAAAUGUAUGCCCGCCUACAAGAUCCUUGUGUAUCUGUAAGGAAGAAUGCGGUUCUGGUGCUUUCGCAUCUCAUACUAAAUGACAUGAUGAAGGUGAAAGGGUACAUUAAUGAAAUGGCAGUUAGAUUAGAAGACGAAGAUGAGAGAAUUUCAAAUCUCGCGAAGUUGUUUUUUCUUGAACUUUCCAAGAAAGGAAACAAUCCAAUAUAUAAUUUGCUUCCUGACAUACUUAGCAAAUUAUCCAAGCAGAACCUGAGCAAUGAUUCUUUCUGCAACAUCAUGCAAUUUUUAAUUGCUUCCAUCAAGAAGGACCGUCAAAUGGAAGCGCUGGUGGAAAAGCUAUGUAAUAGGUUUAGUGGUGUCGCAGAUGUCAGACAGUGGGAGCAUAUAUCUUAUUGUCUCUCUCAGCUAUCAUUUACUGAAAAGGGAAUGAAAAAACUCAUAGAUUUAUUUAAGACCUAUGAACAUGCCUUGUCAGAGGAUUCUGUUAUGGAGAAUUUUAGAAACAUAUUGAACAAGGCAAAGAAGUUUGCAAAAGUGGAACUUAAAACUUACAUUGAGGAGUUUGAGGAGAAGCUGACUAAGUUCCACACGGAAAAGAAGGAACAGGAAGUUACUGCUCGAAAUGCCCAAAUCCAUCAAGAGAAGAUUGACAGCAGGGUGAACUUUAACAUGGAUAAAAAUUCCGAAGAUUACUCAAAAUCUAAUAAUAGUUCAGAUGAAGCAGUUGGAGAAGUAAUUGAUCCAAGUAGUGAAGAGACAAAUACUUUGUCUGUAAAUGAUGAAGCAGUUGGAGAAGUAAUUGAUCCAAGUAGUGAAGAGACAAAUACUUUGUCUGUAAAUGGUAAAUCAAUAACUAAACCUGUGCCAGAAGCAUCUUCUAGUGCCUUGACUGAAUUGAUUGAUCCAAAUCAAGUGGACAUUGAAGUUCAAUCACCCAUGGUUAAGACAAGAGGAGCUCAACGAUCCAGAAUUAAAAAAAACAGUGUGAAAGAAGAAAAAGGUGAUAUCUCUAUCACCAAGAAAAGAGUUACUCGGUCUAGGAGGUAAAUACACAGAUACCUUUGGAUGAAAAGAUAGACUUAGCAGUUUGAUUUUCAAUUUUGUAUGAUUGUGAUACAUAUAUGGAUGCAUUAUCAAAACACCGUCGUUAACAGUGGGGCACUUCUUCUUGGAAGUUGUACAUGUGGAAGUUGUAUAUGGUUUAUUAUUCACAUAAUCAAUCCCUAAAGUAUUGGGUUUUUUUGUGCUUGAAGGUGGUUAUGUUUUAGUGUUUAUGUGGAAUCCAUCCAUCAAGUUGUAAAUUUGUGAAAGUUACCAUCUAUCUUACUUUAACUAAAGCGGUGCAGUUUACAUCCACUUCAAUCAAUUUCCUACUCUAAACUUUACUCAAUUCACAUUCAUCUUCAAGCAAGAGAACGUGCCCAAACAGAAAUAUUUAUAUAUACACUAUAGGCAAUGGACAUUUACAGAUCCAAAAAAUAUCUCCAACAAAAGUUAUAAUAAUCUGAAACUGACUUCAUACUUGAAUACACAAUCGGAGAUCAUACCAUUAGUAUCUACCAACCAACUGUGACAGUUAGAAUUUCAUUUUGAAACAAUUUUAGGGUGUUUUUUCACGUAUGU
Vicia villosa (hairy vetch) is the source of this 4723-nucleotide messenger RNA. RefSeq names its product condensin-1 complex subunit CAP-D2-like. Gene Ontology annotation, cellular component: nucleus; condensed chromosome, centromeric region. The coding region runs from base 98 to 4147 and encodes 1349 amino acids. The record is from RefSeq and is a predicted model, not a curated record. NCBI's taxonomy places the organism in Eukaryota, Viridiplantae, Streptophyta, Magnoliopsida, Fabales, Fabaceae. Gene Ontology annotation, molecular function: histone binding. The transcript has 18 exons. Gene Ontology annotation, biological process: mitotic cell cycle; mitotic chromosome condensation; meiotic chromosome condensation.